Messenger RNA from Daldinia caldariorum, 2031 nucleotides. Its product is annotated as class II aaRS and biotin synthetase. Gene Ontology annotation, biological process: protein modification process. Gene Ontology annotation, molecular function: biotin--[biotin carboxyl-carrier protein] ligase activity. The transcript has a single exon. NCBI's taxonomy places the organism in Eukaryota, Fungi, Ascomycota, Sordariomycetes, Xylariales, Hypoxylaceae. Gene Ontology annotation, cellular component: cytoplasm. Bases 1 to 2031 code for a protein of 676 amino acids. The record is from RefSeq and is a predicted model, not a curated record.
AUGACGUCGCAAAAACUCAAUGUGCUCGUUUACACAGGAACGGGAUCUACCGUCGAAUCAGUUAAGCACGCAAUAUAUUCUCUUCGUCGUCUUCUCUCCCCGAACUAUGCAGUCAUCCCUAUUACUGAAACCGUUCUCUUAAAAGAGCCCUGGGCCCCUUCCUGCGCAUUGCUUGUUUUCCCCGGCGGUGCUGAUCUUGGUUACUGCCGUGUUCUCAAUGGGGAAGGCAAUUCAAUAAUAUCUCAGUAUGUGCGUCGUGGCGGCGCAUACUUGGGUUUCUGCGCCGGUGGCUAUUAUGGAUCAAAGAGGUGCGAGUUCGAAGUUGGUAAUAAGGCCAUGGAAGUGGUUGGGUCGAGGGAACUGGCUUUCUUUCCCGGCACAUGCAGGGGUGGCGCAUUCAAAGACUUUCAAUAUCACAGCGAGAAAGGCGCCCGAGCAGUCCGAGUAAACGUCGUGAAGGAUGCAUUCAGGGGGGCCGGCUUAGUCCCAGAAGUAUUCACGUCAUAUUACAAUGGCGGCGGCGUCUUCAUCAUCCCACCGGGUGGGGAUAGUGGUGCUGAAAUAUUAGCGAGCUAUGCAGACGAGCUCGAUGUGGAUGGUGGCCGUGAGAAGGCAGCCCUGGUGUACUGUAAAGUAGGACAAGGGGCUGCUAUUCUUACAGGACCUCAUCCUGAAUUUGCUGCCGUAAAUCUCAGCCCGCAAAAUGAUGUCGAGGGGUAUGACGAUCUCAUCGCUGCCCUCAAAGCCGAUGACGAUGCACGGACAGGCUUCUUAAAGGCAUGCUUGAGCAAGCUUGGACUGGAAGUCAGCCAGGAAACAUCAGGUGUGCCAUCCCUCUCUCGACUUCAUCUGUCAUCUAUCUCUAGCGGCGACGUCGACGACUUAUUACACGGUUGGGAAGACAUAAUAAGCAAAGAAGAUGGCGAGGAGUACAUUAGAGCGGAGAACGACACAUUUCACUUACUGAAGUCCGAAACUAUGUGGUCCGUCAAUGGUUUGAAAGAAGCACUAACUUCCGACGACAGUUCGGAUCAGAAGUCUUCUGACCUGAGUAGCCAGGGCAUGGUCGACUACAGCACGAUUGUGAAACAUAUAGUAACGCAUGAGACAGCCUGGCCGGAAGCCAAGGCGACUCCGUACUUCAAUCACAAUGCAUUCUAUUCUAGCUUGCAAGACUAUCGAAAGUCAGAACCCGAAGCCGAAGAAUGGGGAGAUUUCCUAAUGUAUGGAGAAGUCGUCACGAGCACCAACACGCUACUCGAGAAAAACUUCAAACUCCUUUCUAAACUACCAUCCGGGUUUACGCUCACAGCAACAACUCAAGUCGCCGGGCGAGGGCGUGGGAAUAACGUUUGGGUUUCACCUGCAGGAUCGCUCAUAAUGUCUACCGUCAUCAACCACCCAGCUCAUAUCGCGCCCAGCAGACCCAUCGUCUUCAUCCAGUACUUAGCCGCGAUCGCUAUCGUCGAAGCGGUGAAGAACUACGAUCAGGGCUACGAAGAGGUUCCCGUAAAAUUAAAAUGGCCGAAUGACAUCUACGCGCGGGAUCCCAGACAGCCCUCCUCGUCCCCCCCGUCUUACGUGAAAAUCGGUGGCAUCUUGUCGAACUGCAAUUAUUCGGCGGGAGCUUACCAGAUCGUCCUCGGCAUCGGGAUCAACGCGACGAACGGGCGUCCCACCACCUCCCUCGACGCCCUCCUCCCGCCGCACCUCGCCCCGUUCCGGAUCGAGAAGCUCGUAGCGGGCAUUCUCACCCGCCUGGAGGCUCUGUACAAAACGUUCGUGCGAAGAGGGUUCACGAGAGAUAUGGAAGGCGCGUAUUACGCGCACUGGCUACACGGACGCCAGAUCGUCAAUCUCGAGGCUCAAGGCGGUGUGAGAGCCCGGAUCGUGGGUAUUACUAGCGACUGGGGCAUGCUGAGAGCGGAAGAGCUGGGAAGCGACGAUCGGCCGACGGGGAAGAUAUGGGCGCUGCAGAGCGAUGAAAAUAGUUUUGAUUUCUUUAGGGGAUUGGUGAAGAGGAAAAUCUAA